This is a messenger RNA of Xyrichtys novacula (pearly razorfish), 5734 nucleotides long. Lineage: Eukaryota; Metazoa; Chordata; Actinopteri; Labriformes; Labridae. The record is from the annotation of a GenBank genome assembly.
AUGUCAGCUGGAGGAGAUUUGGGGAACCCCCUGAGGAAAUUUAAACUCGUGUUUUUGGGAGAGCAGAGCGGUGAGUCAGUUCUCGAGGUGUUAUCAUCCUCCCUUUACGCAAGCCAAACAUGUGUAUACCGAUGUUGAAGGCCAUGUAUGUAUGUAAUCCGUGUUGAUUUGAAAGAAAGUUGAGCUUGAAUCUUGAGGAUGAGCCGGCUGGAUGUGGAUCGUUUGACGCCCAUGGAGCUUUUGGCACAUUCUGUGACUGUGGGAAAUUUGAUUAGCAGGGGAAGAAAAAAGGAAAAAGAAGAAAAGACCGCAUGUAUAUAAACUCCACCCAAUCCUAGUCAUGGUAAAGCUUCUAAUCCAAGUAAAGGAUAUCAUGAGGGCUUGUUAGAUCCUCUUAUAUCCUCAUAGUUCGCAUCAUUGCAGCCGAUAUGAACUGGGAUGUUUUGAUGUGCUGCAGUGACCGACAGAUAUGCUCAGACUGUUUUCAUGUGAGCUUUUAUUUCACACACCUUUUAUUUCCCCACAACAACAAUCGUUUAUACAACACCACAGUGACACACUCUGUCAUUUCUCCAUCAGUCGUGUUUCAGUUUUAACCGAGGAGAUAAUAAACAGUCUCCCAUGUGUCAGUUCGGGACACACCCUAGGCUGGCGAUGUCUGUAGCAUCUCUAAAAGCUCGCAGUCUCCGGCCCGGUCCCAUAAAUUAUCAAAUAAAAACGGGCCUGACAGUGCCACAACGUUAUACUAUAUGUUCAAUAAUCCAUUUGGUCAGGGUGGGACAGUGUGUCUGAGGAUAUUUGUGUGUGUUUGUGUGAUUUGAUGUGAUGGCACAAAUUCGGGAGGUGCUGAUCGAUAAUGGUUUAGCGCUGUGAAGCUGCCUGGAUACGUGUUCAGACAUCAGACACAGGGUGAUAGAAGAGGAGGACAUAUCCCAUAAAAUACAGAAAAAAAACACACACACACAAUCAGGCAGAAGCUGCACUGUUUGUGUCUGACAUUGUGAUGCUUGAGUGUGUGUCUAUGUGGAGGCUGUGUGUCGACCAGAAGCCUCCCAGUGUGUUUGUGUGGCCUGUGCUGCAAUGUUGCUGUCCAUGGUGCUGAAUCGAGGCCUGCUGUGGCCACUGCCCAUGGUUUGAUUCAGGGUCUGUACCGCUUGUCUGCGUGUGAGACCGAGGCCUGCCGGAGAAUCCUCCCGUCCCCCUCUUCGUGAGUGUAGAUCUGAUGUAAAAUGGAGCUAAAGAUGAACACCAAAUAAGAAUCACGCUCACUAAAAAUGAGCUCACCUUGAUGCUCUGGAAGUCAACAUCCAGCUUGCGAAUGAACGCUGCUAGAAAUUACAGGGGGUUAGAUCUUUACUGUGGGGUGACAUUUUGAAGGAACAUGUCACAAACAUGAAUACGACAUUUGUUUCCCAUCUUUCAAAUACAAGACAGAUCAGGCUAUUUAAUGUUAAUAUUUCAAGAUAUAUUUACAGCAAAGACCAGAGCCAUAUACGACAUCUUGUUGUUUUGGCCUCUGAGGUUAGAAAUAUGCUUUCCAAGAUGGACCUUUUGGCACUUAAUAUGUAUUUACAGUAGAAAAACAGCUACACAUAUACUAAAAAUGAUUUUCCCUGGUCUUAAAGAUCACAAUCUUAACAUACCUGUUCCUUUUUCCUUCAGAUUUUAAGAAAACAUCCAUAAGAAGUACAAGUUAUAUUAUUUUUUUUACAUGGAAUCGUUUAGUAUUGAUAAAAGGUUAAAUUAAAUGAGAAAACUUUAGGAUCUGAGGGACACUGAGGUUACAUGUUUUCAUCCCAUUGUGUUAAAUUUCAUAUCUGGAAUUUCUUGCGGUAACAUUUAAGUUAAAACUAGUUUCUGAUCUUUGUUCCAGUGGGGAAAACAUCUCUCAUCACUAGAUUCAUGUAUGACAGCUUCGACAACACAUAUCAGGUGAGUCUCUAAACAGAUCCUCAACUAAACAAAUCAGAGGAGUAGCACAUUUAUUUAUAAAACCAAAUGCAUGCUACGAUUAAUGACUGUAUUUAUGUGAAUAUAUGAAUUAUAUAUUUGACAGUCAUCCUUUAACUGAUAAGAAGAGGAUGGUUGAUCGAAUAAAAUACAACUUACAACUUAAUGAUGCUGCAAAUUUUAGCUUAAAUUGAGGGAAAUACAGUAAGUUGCACUGAUAACAUCCUAUUUUGACAGCGUCAGUGCCGUUUUCAAGGUGCACAGCCAGAGCCGGCCCAAGCCUCAAUGAGGCCCCAAGCAAAAUUUAAUUUUGGAGCCCUCUAUUUCUGCCAAUAAUAUUGAUUGUUGAUCAUUCACACACCUUCACAAUUCUCUUUAACAUCCCAUGACAUGCAAAAAUACCUUUAUCUUGGCAUUUUUUCUCUUCUUUCUCUUUCUUUUCUCUGCUCCUGAAGGAUAUGUCCUUUUUUGCAACAUUGUUUUGCCCACAACUACCUGCACUAUGGAUGCUCAGUGCACAUUGCACAGCUAGAGGCACAUAACGGUAGAGGUGCUUUGACAUAUCGGAUGUAAGAAUCAUAGGCCUACAUCAGCAGCAGCACAAAAAUGUUUUUACUGUAUUUUAUUUUUACAAUAAUAUAUAUUUGAUCAUACAGAAAGCAUCACUCAUACAUGCAAAAAUAAAAAAAAUAUCUAAAACUUUUCUUUUGACUGAUCUUGGGGGCCCCCUAUUGGUCGCGGGGCCCUAAGCAGGCUCUUAGUUCGCUUAUGCCUUCGGCCGGCUCUGUGCACAGCUUUUUUUUGGCUGUAAUGGAAGAUAACAUAGAUAGUUCUCUUCAUAUGAAAAAAACAAGGUUCAUAACAGGUGCAAAUGUUGGAGUAAUCACAGUGAUACAAAUGAAAUGAGUUUUUCAGUCUGAUUCAGAUUCACUGAAGGUCAGCUCUUCUCUGUUGUACUACCUUCUGUGUUUUCCAGUCAGUCUUCGAGGAUUGACACAUGUUGUAGAGAUAUAGUCUGAGGAUUUUCUCCUUUUUUUGUUCCUUCCUCUCCACAGGCCACCAUUGGAAUAGACUUUCUAUCGAAGACCAUGUACCUGGAGGACCGAACAGUAGGAAACUUUGAUUUUCAUCCUUAAAGCACCUAUAGAUAAUCCUGUGGAAUAUAUUUUUACAUGUGCCAUUUUAACCAGUACCACACAUGCAAAGUAUUAGAUGUCCCACUUUCUCUCAGUUUUCACUAAUCCUUGAUUUGAUUUGCUUAAUUACCGCUCUCCUUACAGACUAACGCGAUUAUCCUUUGGUUAUUUCUGUUGGUAAUAGCUUUGGUGUGUUGGCUUAAGAAGUCAAAGCCUUUCCCACGGAUGAUCUUCUUUAGCUAGUUUUAAUACUAUUUCACUGUCAGGGAAUAUGUUCUGUCAGCCUGCUCACACACUGAUACUGGCUUAUCCCUCUGGGUGUGUACUUAUAAGGCCCAAACAUCUGUGUGUAGGAUGAUGGGUAAUAUGGGCACAACUGCUGAGGGUGUGCAUGUCUCUGUGUUUGUUCAGGUAAGGCUGCAGCUCUGGGAUACUGCCGGGCAGGAACGUUUCAGGAGUCUCAUCCCCAGCUACAUUCGAGACUCUACGGUCGCCGUGGUCGUCUAUGACAUCACAAGUGAGCAGCGAAAUGCUAGUUGUUUUCUGUAGCUCAUGCGCAAAAAUGUCUUUAAGAAGAAACGUUUGUACGCGGGGUUUCCUCUGAAAAAUUAUUUGAUCCCAACAGACGUGAACUCAUUCCAGCAGACCUGCAAAUGGAUCGAUGAUGUCAGGACAGAGAGAGGAAGUGAUGUCAUCAUUAUGCUAGUUGGCAACAAAACAGAUCUGGAAGAGAAGAGGUGAGUUUGUCAAAGCGUACAAUCAUUUUUUUUUCUUUCUGCAGUAUGUAGCUGCAGUUAAAGUAGAUAUUGGAGCAGGGAGGCAAAUGUCAGUGGUGAAUAAUUAGCCUUUGACGUUAUGACGGUGAGUCUGGCCUGAUUUUUCCUGCAGGCAAAUCAUGAUCGAGGAAGGCGAGCAGAGAGCCAAAGAACUGAACGUCAUGUUCAUUGAGACCAGUGCCAAGACGGGCUUCAAUGUCAAACAGGUGAUUCUCGCUGUUUUAUCCAUAUUUCACUGCGUUUUGGUGUCAGGGCUGUUCAGGCCAAUUUCUGCCUGCAAGGUUAUUGGCACUAUCAAUAAUAAUCAAUUGUUAUCACAUUCAUCAUAUGCAAUAUACACUGACCGACUGAACAUUCAUAGAAGAUACAUAUUUGAUGCAGGAUCGUACAUGUCUACAUUGAAAGAGGCUCAUAUUUCUAAUAAACUGUCUAAAUACUUUUCUCAAUUAUUGCCCAAAAAUUUAACAACUCAGCUCUCAAAGUCUGUCAGAUUAAAAAUUAAAGUGUACAAGGAACAAAAACUCCAUCGUCAACUAAGAUGUUGAAUUUUUUACUCAACAAACAGCUGCCUUUUCUGCUCAUGCUCUGUGCAUAUCUCCUUCCCUUUUUCCUUUUCCCCUACUUCCUUUCCUCUUUUUAUCUCCUCCCUUCCUUUCCUUUUCUCCUCCUCUCUUCAUAGCUCUUUCGCCGGGUUGCUGCAGCCCUACCUGGAAUGGAAAGCUUGGACGAUGCGAACCCUGAAGGCAGUAUCCUUUACAGCCACUGUGACUCACUGUGCUGAGAGCCAGGCGGCCAAGAAACAGGCAGCUUAUUUUUAAUCUCUUAGUGGUUGUUGGCACCAGUACAAACAGACCGCCCAGUCUACUGUCUACUCAGGCAUCAGCCAUUAAACCAUUUCUGCUUAAUAGAGAGGAAAUACACAGAGCCAAGGGGGUAGUGUGGAUACACAGGUACAGCAUCACAUAGUGGCCGUCUAGGGAAUGACAUGUAGAGAGGAAGUUGAAAAAAGAUAGGACUGGAUAAAAAGAGACAUGCUUAGCGAAAUUAUGAGAGGACAUUUGGAGAAAUGAAAACAAAGUGCUGUGUGUUUUUUAGUAACUUUAAAAAAUUAUUUAAACUCACAUUUGACUUUGGAUUACAGGGCUACAGUAAUAAUCUAAAACACGAGUAUGGAAAUCACAAAAUAGCUUACAUAGCAAGUAUCUGUUAUAACUGAGAAUCAACUUUAGUUUUUUAGUACGUUUUAGUGCGUGUAAAAAUGUCCAUGUUAUGAAUCAAUUUCAAAUGUUCUCUGCAGUGUUUUUUACUGCAUUCCCUUUAGUAUCUUAUUAGUAUGACAGUCAAUGCUGUAGCUAAACCUUUUAAAAUCAGGGCAUCUGCGAUACCAGAAAUUUCAAACUCAGCUUCUUUAAGGAACUCUCAUUUCUCAUUUUUACUCAUUUCUGUGGACAAAUCAGUGCCUUUUACUUAUUGUUGGUUUUGUUUUGUACAUUUGAAAAUCAUGUUUUGAACCAAAAUCACUAUGACGUAUCUCACAUUAGAAAUAUCAGCUGUUUGGCUGAAUUCAGUUAAUCAACCUGAUUGAUUCUACCACCUGCACAUGGUUUUGUACAAACAGCUAGAUGAAUCAGUCUCAUCAUUGAUGGUCUUAUUGUCUUUGUAGGUCAUAUAAAGGCAUCAGCAUGAAUUUCGGUCUGUUUUGUGAUAAGAUUUAAAAUAAAAAACUACCUAUUUCAAAGAUGCAGGUAAUAUGUAAUGUGACUUUUUCCACAGCUACUUGUCUAUUCUUUAACUGUAUACUUCCCAGUGAUUGACAUCAAACUGGACAAACCGGCAGAGCCCACUGUCCCUGAGGGCGGGUGCUCCUGUUAA